AUGCUUCUCCUCUCAGCUAACCCGCUAGGAUGCGAGCUCCUGCUGAAUGGCAAAUCGGUCGAGCGUUCAAAGGACCUUGGUUUGGCCAAGGGCACUACGUAUACUCUCGUCGCAGCUGGAAGGUGCACGAAGGCGCCUGAAGCGCCUGGCGCCAACUGUAGUCGCCUCGCUCACUUGACUCAGCAUCCGCGGCCCCGACGCAUGUCACCUGUUGACCGUGUCAACUCGCCGUUACCCACCGCCUUGCCAGCAUUCAUAUCCACCGCGUAUAUAAGGCGCCUUCUUCGACCGCACAUCUUGACCUCUCGCCUGACUACAUCGCAUCCUGCCAUGGCUCACCAGAUAAUUCUGUACGAUAUGGCAACGAAAGUCGGGCCUUACUCCCUCAACACCUGGCGUACCAGAUACGCCCUCAACUUCAAGGGCCUACCAUUCACCACGGUCUGGCUCGAACUGUGCGACGUCGAGCGAGAACUGAGUGCCGCGGGCGCGCCUCCUUCGGGCACAUGGCCUGACGGACGGCCACAGUACACCAUCGCUCGCUACCUCGACGAGACGUACCCUGACAGUCGCACACUCUUCCCCCAUGGCACCGUUAGUCUCCAGCACGCCUUCGUGGGAGAGUUCAUCAGUAAGGUCGUGUUCCCCAGCUUCCCCAUCGCGCUGGAGGGCUGCUACGCCGUCAUGCCAGAGCGGACGCGGGUGUAUUUCCGUGAGACGCGGGAGAAGAUGUUUGGGAAGACGUUGGAGGAGAUCUGGGGGGAUAAGGCGGCGGUGGAGAAGGGAUGGGCGGAUGUCAAGAAGGGGCUUGACUGGUUGGAAGGGGUCAUCAAGGAGAACGGGGACGACAAGCUCUUCCUCCUUAGCGACACGCCUGUCGAGGCGGAUAUGGCCAUCGCGUCCAUGUUCCAAUGGAUCAUCAAGGCCAGUAUGCCGGUCUGGAACGACCUGAAGGUGCUGAAUGGUGGGCGAUGGGGACGAUUAGUCGAUGCUCUGCGCCGGUACGAGGGCAAUGAACACACGAGGGCGUGA
Schizophyllum commune H4-8 is the source of this 1032-nucleotide messenger RNA. RefSeq lists its product as uncharacterized. The transcript has 4 exons. Lineage: Eukaryota; Fungi; Basidiomycota; Agaricomycetes; Agaricales; Schizophyllaceae. Bases 1 to 1032 code for a protein of 343 amino acids. The record is from RefSeq and is a predicted model, not a curated record.